Molecule: messenger RNA, 5918 nt
Organism: Pocillopora damicornis (cauliflower coral)
Lineage: Eukaryota; Metazoa; Cnidaria; Anthozoa; Scleractinia; Pocilloporidae
Source: RefSeq, a predicted model, not a curated record
UCCAACUGGCAAGUUUAUAGCUCGCAUUUUCAUGCUUUUAUCGAACAAAUGAAAUGUUCUUGUUGGUAAUUGGCUCUUGAGGAACUGAAACUGCUGUACUCUGUGAGAUGCAGUGCCGAUUUUGUCGAGAAGACCUCGGUAGCUUAGACCAAUUGCAGCUUCACUAUUUAGUCUGCACUUCGGCCUAUGCAGAUUCUGCCCGCGCUCCAGUUGUUCGUAGAGUGGACAGUGUUGUAGUUCGCUUUUGUUGGGUCAAGUCGAGACCUUGCAUCGAGAGAGAAGUUCAUCUCAUAAGCUCGCUGGCUGGUUCUGUGACUCUGCAACGGAAAUUUGGCGAAGGACUGUAUGAGUCAGAAACUAUUGGGGUCCCAGUUGGAGAACAUACCUGUCAGCUUGCUAUUGGUGGUGAUGUUGUCUCCACGGAACCAUUUACAGUGAAUGAAGACAGUGAUGUUAUUUUUGUCAUACUGAAAGAAGAUCCUCAUCAACAUGAAUCCAGCAUUUAUUUUGGUGAUCGUGAUAGGCGAGCAAGAAUCAGCACUGGUGAAGUAGGCUCUCCUCGACUUGAGAGAGAACCAACAGAAACCCAUCACAGACCUCUAUAUCCACUUGAUGUGGAAGCAAGAGAACCAAGAGAAAACACAGAUGAGGUUUUAAAUGAGAUGAGUCCACUUUACAGGGAGUUACUACAACAUCAACUUAGCCAUGGUGAGCCCUCAUGGGUCCCUGGAAGUGGUGUUCAGUCACCUGUAAUGUCAGAAGUGGACUUCAGUGAUCUUGCUGGUCUGAGACAUGGCAAUGAGCCCUUUUCUCUGACACCUCAGCCAGAUUCCACGGAGGAGUUGCGGCCACAGAGUCCAAUCCUAGCACGUCCUGUCCCUUUACAGCCAGGACAUGAGGUGGAAGGCCAUCCAGGAGAUGCAUCUGAUGGAAGUGAUGGUGUUCUGUCACAUGCUGAUGGUGAAGAGGUAGAGGAUCAGGAUCAGGAUCAAAGUGACAAUGAAGCAGAGGAAGUACCGGAAAGUUCUCCAGUCCCAAGCAGCCAUAGUGAGCAUGAAAGUCGAGUAUCAUCACGAAACAGCCCAGUUAGUAGUAUACCAAGUGAAACAAGUGCAAGAGAUGAUGCUGUAAUAAGUCCCUUGCCAGAUGAGACCCUCAGGCAUGGAAGCCCACCCCCAAUAAGUGGAAAUCGAUUUGCUGAAGAACACACAAAUGAUGUUUCACCACACACAACUCCACGGAUCACACCAGGCGGAGAUCGCAAUCAUACAGAAGAAACGGCUCGUGGAUCCUCUGCAGGUCAGACCCCUACUGAAGGUUCUGCUGUGGAACAUGCUCAUUCCUCUCCCAGGGCUAGUCCCGUGGGCUCUGUUCUAGAGACUGUCGCAGUUCCUGUCACUGAUACAAAUACGUCAAACCGUGCAGAAAUGCAUAGUGGUCGUGAAACCAACUCUCCCCCACCGAGACAAAGUCCUGCCGGAUCAGUACACAGCAGUUCCUUGUUUUCAUCUGGUUUACCAACUCCAAUUAUGUCUCCAAGAGAUCGCUGCCAGUCUGCCACCGGUAUGCCAUCCGCCUCAAGAGGGAACCCUCUCGGAUCUAUACACGUUCAAACACAGCUUCCAUUAAGACCCCAGAGCCUAGGUGGCUCUGUAAAUCUCACUGACAUGGUCCCCAUCUCAUCAGACUUGUUAGUAGCUCUAAACCCUUCAUCACAGCAAGAAAGUCCGCGGAUACCCAUUUCUGGUGCAGAGGGGUCUCAAUCCCCUCCAGCCAUGAGGCGAAGUCCUGCAGGCUCCAUUCAUGAAUCCAAUGUCAAACUGCCAAGGGGAUCUGGAGGGGUUGAUGAUUCCAGCAGACACUCGAGCCGAAGGAAUACUCCUGUACUUUCCGUUCAUAGUGGAUCUGGAAGAGAAGCUAGCCCUUUGGUAGCUCCACCAAGGACUUUACCUUUGAGUGACGGUGGAAGUGGUAAUAGCACACCCCUAGCUCACAGUCCAAGGCAAAGGACAUCAGAAGGAGGGAGUCCGACUCAGUUUCUCAUUGAGGCGAUUUAUACACCGGCUGCUGAGUCAGGUACAUCGCCAUUGCCAACUGGUUCAGCAGUGGCAGCUCCCCUUGUUACGCCAUUAGCAAGUUCAAUGGGAGACCAAAGAAAAACCAGCACGCCUGUUGUGGAGGAUCCAAGACGUAGAACAUCAGGAGAUGAAAGCACAUCGGAGCGUAUUCCAAAAAGCGAUCGCAAUCCACCUUUAGUCCCUUAUAAUGGUGCUGCCUCGAUACCGCCUCAUUUAUUGCCUUCAUCAAGUUCUAGGACAAGCCAUCGAGAAAGCGAGAAUAGUACUCCUGUCCUGGACCGUUCAAUUCAUAGAACACCAACACCAGGAAGCCAAUCGGAAUUUUUAGCAGAAACAGCUCGCAGACAAGGUACGCCAUCGGUUGUUUCUCGCCAUGGAUCGAUACCUAGCACUCCUCCAGUACUGCCACAAACAAGCCCAAGAGCAAACAACAGAGGCAGCGAGAAUAGCACUCCAACAGUUCGCAGCUCAGGGCAUAGAAGGUCAGGAGCAGGGAGUCCAUCAGAACUUCUCGCAGAGAUAGCCUACAGGCGAGGCACACCACCAGUUUCCAUGCAUGCCUCCCACGGUAGGAGCUCUAGCAGGCAAAGCUCGGCUUCGUCUGUCCACAGUCGACCUAAGCAUUCACCUCCUCGGGUCGUUUCUCCCCCAUUUCCUCGCGAAUCAGCCAUUCCAAGCCGUGUAAGUGCAUUCGCCACUGUGGAUGGACAGCGCGGACCAUCUUUAGCGGGAACAGCAUCAGAGAUAGAGGCUCUUAGAGCAGAAAGGGACUCGCUCACGAGGGAUUUAAGGAACAAGACCGCAGAGCUUGGACAGGUUCAGUCCAAAAAUCGGGACCUUGAACAGCAGAUUUUGAACAUUGAGACUGUGGCCAAUCUAACCAGACAAGAUGACGAGAAAACACGCGAGCUUGAGCAGACAGUGCAGAAUCUCAACCGAACCAUCCGCGAAAAAGACGAGGAAAUAAGCUCACUACAAGAGUCCACAAGGACACUGCAGCGAACAAAUCAGCAGUUGAAGGAGGAACUGGAGAGUUUGAAAACUGUUAAUGAGCUGCAACUUGAUGACGUGAAAAGAAUCAAUACAGAUCUCGAAAAGGAGUUGACAGUUGCACGGCGAUCUUUAGAAUCAAGCAAAGCUAAACGAGGGAGGGAGGAAGGAAAGGUUAUAGAGUUGAAAGCACUCAAUGAUGCGUUUGAGCAGCACGUACAGCAACUCCAAGAAGAAAAAACAGAUCUUCAAGCAAAAUUAAAGAAAGCCAAGAGGGAGAUUGAAACGAUGAAAGCUUUGGGUAGCUCAAGACUAGGCAAAGCCAAAAGUGAAACAGACCUGUCCAGAAAAUUUGACAAAUACACCGCAGUCGAUGAACAUCGUUACAGAGAUCCACGAUCCUCAAGAACAGUUAACUUUGCCACCACGAGUCGCCACUCUUCAGCGCUCGGAAGCACUCGGCUUGGUUCGUGGGAUACGAAUAACACACGAUCGGCCGACAUUGAAGUGUCGUCUCCUGUGAUAAUGAACGGUCACGGUUCACUAAGGCCCGACACUAAUCCUGGCUCUUCUUAUACGUUUUUCCGGGAUACGCUCCCACGCGAGCCAUACAGCUUCAGGACUACAGUACCAAGGCACCGCAUAGGUUCCCUGGGAGAAGAAAGUGACAUGUCGGAUGAUCUAGACCACGGUGUGGGUUACCUCACUGCAACCCAAUCAAAAUGGCGCCCACAAAGCCCUGACUCGUCAACAUCGUCUGUUGUUUCCUGGGACCGCGAUUACAGCACAGAUGAGUCAAGGUCGCCGAGAGCCAGCGCUUACAACCAAAGUUUGUCUCUCUAUCGUGAUGAUAGAGGUAGUGGGCGUAGAGCAAGGCCGCACUCGUAUCACGGUGGAAUCUUGGACAACCUGCACAGCAGCGAAGGCGGAAGUACUUCACUUCAUCAACGUUAUGGCGGUGCGUCAAGCUCCUCUACUAAUGCGAGAUUACUCACUUCAAGUCCUCACCCUCCCACAGCCGGCGCUUCUCGAUCAAAACUGUUCACGAAGCCUUUUGCGCCGACUUCAUGUGAAGAUGUCCAACUGGGUAUGGGAGUACUGGUGACUAGGUCACGUGGACAGAUUGCCCGUGGAGUAGUGAGGUAUGUCGGGCUGAUACCAGGCCGCAAAGAUACAUACAUCGGAGUGGAACUGGGACCAGGUCAAGAGGGUAAACACGAUGGAUCUCUUGAUGGAAAGAGAUUAUUUACCUGUAAACCAAACCAAGGCAUCUUCGUCACCUUCAACAAAGUAGUCAUGUGUUAUGGUUGAAGGUUAUACGUAAAAGCUCUACUUGUUUACUGCGUGUACGAAGAAGCUGGAUUGUGACUUUUGGAAAUGAGGCAUCCUGCGAAGAACCUUUUAAUCAACAAGGACAAUUCCAUUCAAGAUACAUUACAUAUUUACAACAGAUUUUUUUCUUCGUGUCCCAAACAUAAAACUACACGAUCGUUGUGUUUUAUACAAUUUUUUAGUGUUGUUAAAUGCAAACUUUUAGUAUUUAUUUUCUAAACGGGUGUUUUAAAAACAUGUCAUGUGGCAUUAAGGCUUCCUGAACGCCGAGAGGACCUUACCCUCUCACUGAUGUUUUUUUUGUCCAGCUUCCCCGCCUGGCGUUAAGUUUUAAAUAAAGAACACGCCAAUUUCAUCUAGGAGAAGGCCUCGUGUUCGGGGCUGUCUUAUAGAAUAAGACAUCGAGGGAAGUUAUAGUAUGGAACGUGAGUCCGUGUUUAUGCAUCUAACAGGUGACUAACGUAGCUAACAGACUUUCUUGCACGAUUGGUAAUCAGCGUAGAUUCGAAUGGCCGGUUAGGGAAGAAGUGAACCCUGAGAGGAGCAUGAAAGAGUCGACCAGGCUAGUGAAACAGUCUUAUGGGAGGAAUCCUGAGAGAUACCUUUUCAACAAGCAGGGAAACCUGGAAUGGGUGGAUUUCUUCGUCAAGUUCUCCCUUUGUGUGUGUUUGCGUCAUACAUUUGUCAAUACUGUAUUUACCUGGGACGCCCAUGGAAAUUUUUACUUUUGUAGCCAGAAAAUCAUUUUAUAAAGUUUCCUUUUACUUGUAAAUUUACUGACAGGUUACCGGGACGGGCAAUGACCCCAUCUCAGCAUUUAUUAAUGACGAGUUUUACAGCGUGUUGACAUUUGACCUAACUUUUAAGAUGCUGAUAAGUCAAUAUCGUACAUUCGUGGUAUAGAGGUAUAUUACGUACGUUGUAGGAAUCACCUUCAGCUUAACGUGUUUUACUGCUUGUAGACUGUAGGAAGGCUACAGGUGUUUUCCUUUCGUUCUUAUUGGUAUGGUGUUUUAAACCCAGUAUAAUCUAUACUUAAGCUCAAACGUGUUCAAGUAUUUUCACUUGUUUUCGAUUUUUAGAGGGAACUAUCCUUAAAAAUCGAUAGACCGCCCGCAGCAUUUCGCUAUUUUUGUGUGUUCGCCUUUUUUUUUUUAUCUGUUUGUUCCAUGAGAAGAUACAAGGGCGCAAUGAGGAGAACUGUAAUGGGGUUGAAGGUGGGAAUAAUGACGAGAUUUAUUUCUCGCCCUCCCCACCCGGGCCCUCAAUCUCACUUACUGGUUGGUGGCUGGUUCUCGGUGUGUUAUGUUGUCAAGGUUUUCCAUAGUGGUUUUAUAUCCAAAGCGGACAGGUAUUCGUAUUAAUGCAAAGAAUACCUGCUAUCUUAACUUGUAUAAUAGAAAGGUUAAAAUUAAGUUCAUGAUUAUAGGUUUGAUUGUAUUUAUUUACCCCAAUAAUGAUAAUAAUUCAGUCUAUACUCCUAAUUGUAAUGAUUCAUAUUAAACCGUGACAUUCUGA